Messenger RNA from Chlamydomonas reinhardtii, 6001 nucleotides. RefSeq lists its product as uncharacterized. Bases 719 to 4255 code for a protein of 1178 amino acids. The transcript has 3 exons. The record is from RefSeq and is a predicted model, not a curated record. NCBI's taxonomy places the organism in Eukaryota, Viridiplantae, Chlorophyta, Chlorophyceae, Chlamydomonadales, Chlamydomonadaceae.
GUACACUUCACAUUGAACCCUUCCUGAUAUAGCUGUGCUACGGCCCCCUCAAGCCAGCUGGACUUGUGUCGCAGAUCGGACUGCUGGCACAGAGAGUGAAGGGGGGGGGGGGUUCGAAGUUGGCUCGCCCCCCAAAGGGGGGCGACAGCCUAGCUAUCCUCGGAGUUCCUCGGCAAGAACCUUACAUUUGGGUUGUUGUCUUUUUUGCUUGUUUCGGCUACCAGUACAGCCUUCGACGGGCUAUUUAUCGAAUGCAGAAACUCUUGAAAACAAUGAACACAUGCAAACGGGCACUAAAGUGCACCGCCUCGGGCUGUGAGGCCAAAGCCGACGACGGCUCAGACCAAGCUGAAGUCUAGGCAAAGCCAAUGCCAAAUAUCCUCGAGGGAUAGCACCUGCUGGGCUCAACGCUUUGAGGCCGCACUUAUAAAGUUGCUUGCCCUGGCGCUCCAACACGAUCCAACCCUCCCUUGCUCCAGUCUCCUCUCCCAACCUCGCUCACGACACAAUGCGCUCACAGCCCGUCCCAGCUACACACUGCCACCCCGCUAUUCCACACUUGACUGUGAGUCCCCACAAAGGGCGAGCCAUCGCGCUGCGGAGCUGGGAGGUUUGCAAGGUGUGGUUGCCAGUGGUUGCCCAUCGUCACUUUCGUCCAUCUUGAUGACAGGGCGCGGCCCCUCGAUUGCCAAACACUUAAACUGAAUUAUACUGCAUUAUGCAUGUCACUAUUGUGAGCAGUAACCCUUGCCUGAUUGCGCACAAGAUGGACUCAGCGGGCAGUCACAAUGUAGGCGCUGUCAUCGAAGGCCUGCAGAAUGAGUAUGACAGGUCGGCGCAGUUCUUAAACAACUUGUUGCAAAGCCUCGAGACCCAUCCGCGUGGGCGCGACAACAGUGGCCCUCUACAGCAAUCUCGCAACAAGAACGAAGAUAAUGGCGACUACGGGAUACAGACAGGAAGGAUCGAUGAAGAAAAGGAGGGCGCGGAGGAGGACACUUUCAUGGGACUGUCACUGCAGCGCGCUCCAGACCCUGGCGCUGACAGCAGGGGCAGUAAGCAAAAGAAGCCUUCCCCCAGCCCGGUGCAGCCGCUGCGGCUGCCAAAGCAGGCUGGCGCUGCUGCGCCGGGCACCGGCAGGGCCAGCCCGCACCCACCGAGUACUGGCAGGGCCAGCCCGCACCCAGCGGGGGGCGUGAGCCCCGCCAGGCGACGCCCGUCACUGGACGUCAAGUCUAGCGAGGUCCCAGCAGCCGACCGGGGCGCCCGCAGGUCCCUGGACAUGGACUCGAUCGCCGCACGGAAGGGCGCCGUCGGCGGGCGCGGCUCCCCACCGCUUGAGCCGGCUGGCGGAAAGCAGCCUCAUCCAAAAGCUGUCGCACCGAAGGAUGCAGCGGCUGCAACGCAAAAGACAGGGAAAAAGCCAUCGGUCGAAGCGGUAGCCGGGGGCAGGGAUGCUGGCGGCGCGUCAAGCGGGGCUGCUCGCUUUGGCCGGCGCCUCUUGAGUCUCUUCGGUGGUGGCGGCGGCUUCAAGUCCAGCAGUGCAGCAUCUACUGCUGCUACCCAGCCGCAGCAGCAGCCAAAGCCUCCGCAAACCCACAUCUCAGCGGGCUACGCCGAAGGGGCCUCCGCGCACGGGGCAUCGGGCGGCGACAGUCCUCAGCUGCUGCGCACGCUGUCUGGCUCGGGGCACACCCAGUGGUCGCGCCGCGAGGCAACGGCCGCCACGGACGUCUCCGCCUCCCAUCUCGCCCACACGCUCACCGCCGACACCUCGCUGCCCACCUCCCAGCUCUACGACAAGCUUAUCAGCUCGGAACUGUCCGGCUCUACCGCCCCUGCGCCCGGCAGCGCCGGCACUGCGGGCGUACCCGCUGCCGCCCAGCACCGGGCGCCAGCCGCCAUGGCGUCGCCGGACGCAGCCGGAAAGGCCGGCAGCGACCAAAGCAAGGGCACGCGCUUCCUGCAUAGUGGGUCUGGGGUCAACCAGCGGCAGCCGAACACGCCGCUACUUGCCCCGGGAAGCGGCUUGCCGGCAACAGCUGCGGCGCCUGCGUACGGGCUCCCCUGGAGCGGCUCAUUUGCAUCGUCAUCUGCCUCUGCCUUGUGUAGCCCUUCCAUGCACACCGUUGCCGGUGGUGCGUCAGCUGUCGCCAGGCCGGCACAGAAUCCGGCAGUGCCGCAGCCGCCGUCGCUCGCUCAGGUGCUGGCGGCGGCGGAGGCCGAGGCGCAAUUGCCGCUGCGAGGCGGCAGCCGGGGUGGCCGGCAGCGGCGGUCGUCCCUGGACUUCACACCCGCGCUGCCGGCGCACCUGCGGGCGUCCCUGGACAGCUCUGGCCUGCCGUCGCUCACUGCGCUGGGUGCCGCUCAAGAGGUUGCAAGGCUGCGGAGCAGCCUCGCCACGCCGCUGACCGCGGGCGCCUCUGGCGCCGUUGUCCGCUCGUUCAGCCCUGCCGGCAGCGCCAGCCGCGUGCGCCCCUCCCUGGAGUUCUUUGGCGGCACCGCGCCGACCGGCUCUUUACGGGGCGAGACGCGCACUGGCGGUGGCGGCGGAGGGCAUGGUGUGACUGGUGUUGGCGGUGUCGAUUGCGGCCACAUCGGGCCCCUGUAUGCGGCGGCGGCCUACCUGCAGCCGGCUGCGCAGCGGGCGCCAGGGGGCCUGCAGGGCUCCAUGGCGCCGCCGCAGCAGCUCAGCCCGGCGGCGGCGGCGGCGGGCUGGGGCGCAGGCAGCUGCAGCGCCGGGCAGCUGAUGCUGGUUGGGGAUCUGGAGGGGCAGGAUGCGGGGGCGUCCGUCAGAGCGGCGACAGCGGCAAGCGGUGUAAGCCGCGGGGUGCACAUCGCUGCUGCCAGCGGUGCCAGCGGUGCCAGCGGUGCCAGCGGCAGUAGCGGCAGCGGCAGUGGGUUCGGCGGCGGGGCCGCUGCCGCUGCGAGGUACCAGACGCCUGUGGCAGCACCUGCUGUUGUGACGUGGGCGGCUGCCGAAGAGGCCGCUGCAGCAGGUCCGGGGUCGGCGCCGCUGCCGGUGAUGACUGGCGUGCGGGCGGCGGCGCCGCCAACCACCAAGCCGGCUGCGGCGGUGUCGCCGCCGCCUCACGGCGGAGCUCCGGCGGCGGCGGGAUCACCCGUUGUCGGCUGGCGUUUGCGGGCGCCAACCUCCGCUGACGAGGCACUACUGCCGCGCUUGGGCGCUGCAGGCACUGCGGCAACCCUGCAGCCCCACCACGGCCUGCAACCGCACCCGCACGGGCACGGGCAUGGUGCAGAGCUUCCGUGCGUACGCUCUGCCGGUGGUCACGCCGCCGCCACCACACCGUCGGCGUCAGGCGAAGCGCCGCCGCCGCCGCAUCCGCACUGCGCAAGCACUGUGGGCGCAACCAACGACAUCCGCCACAGCCGUGACUUCGGGCUGGCGGCGCGCCAAGCGACGCCGAUGAGGAGCGGCGGCAGUGGCAGUGGCCCUCUGCUGGUCCUGGCCAGCAGCCUUGGGGGAGGCAGCGGCGGCGGCGGCGGCGGGGCUCACAACUCCGCUGUGACGCUGCACCCCGCCGCGGACGCGCUGCUCGCCACGAUGCAGACGCUCCACGGCCACCAGCACCAGAGCCAAACCAACCUGGCCGGCAGCGGCAGCCACGCUUUCCCGCCGUCGCCCAGCCGCUUCGCCUCCUGCCCAGCCACGUACGGCGCAAACGUAACAGCCGCAGCAGCGGUUGCAGCUGCGAGCGGCGGUGACGGCGGCAGCAGCAGCGGCGGAGGCAGCAGCAGCGGCGGCGGCAGCAGCAGCGGCGGCGGCAGAGGCACAACUGGUUCCGUGCCCGCUGCUAUGCCUGUGCCUGCGCUGGCCGCGGCCGCUGCAGCUGACGCCCCCGCAGCCGCAGUGGCAUGGGCUUCAGGCGGUGUGAGCUCGGAUCCGUCCGGCACCUGCGCUGAUGCAUUGGCUACGGAGCGAGAGGCGCAUGUGGGCGUGGACAGCGGGCCCGCAGGCAGGGGCGCACGCCGCAGUGAGGUCGGCGAGGCGGCGCAGGCGGCCUGGGCACCGCGGGUGCCUCCGCUGGCGACGCUGCACCCGCUGCAGGCGGAGCCCAUCACUGGCAUAGCCGGGCGUGCGGCGUUGGUGCCCUCCGCGCCGGGAGUUGGAGUGGCGGCACUACGGCGCGACGCCGCUGUCAGCCAGGGCGGGCUUGGCGGUGGCGGCGGUGGGGAUGUGAUGGAUUACGUCGGGCGCGGUCGCGUCAGUGAGGCAAGCAGUCAGGACUGACGGGUUCUCUUGAUGGCGGACGGACGGACUGGCCAAAAUCACGACAAGCGUGUGAGGUGCUUGCCGGCCGCGCAGCCGCUUGGGUGUGUCAUGGGGUGUUCCCACGCAGGACCAAUAUCCGCUGUUAUCAUCUUGUGUUCAACAUUCGAGCGUACGCAACGCGUCGGUACGGACCUUGCAUUUUAGAACUGUGUGCAGGUACUGAUUCUGUGCAUGGGGUAUUGGAGAAAAAUGCAGACGUAUUUUCUUUAUCCCGCUGGCGCUUACAUAUUGCAACUCGCGGCAUAUGUAUGCAUGGUGCGCUGCCUGUUGCAGUGCAGCAUUCAUUCCGGUCUGCACCCCAGGCAAGGCUACUGGAAAACUAUGUAUGCUGCCAUGCAUUCCAUGCCACACGCUUUCAACUGUCAUGGCAUGGCAUGCGCACGAACCGUACUUAUGCCGAUCCCCUCUCAUCAUGGCGUAAUAAUGGCACGUGUGCCGCAUCGACUUCUGCAUGCAUGAGACUCGCCUUAGGAAUGGCACUGAGUGGACUGGUGAUGGAGGGGGGACGCGGUGUCUGGGAGGUGACACUUUGUACGUUUAUCUGCGCGGUUCGAUUUGUGGAUGAUACCUAUACCUCCAAGCGCGGGGACGUGGUCAAGUGCUGUGCAGCUCUAGUGCUCAAUCCUCUAGCAUUUUGUGAAUGACUCCUGUGACGGGGUGGCGCCGGUUACAAGGUGGAUGUAGCCUUUGCAGAGCAGCUGGCAAUGCACCGUGUACACGACUGGCCGGGAGCGUGGCGUGUCCAUCAACAUCAAUUUGAAUCGCACCCGCAUUAUAUACCCGGAGUCUCCGGCGUGGGUCUCCGCAUACUGUAUGCAUUUCCAAGGAUCAGGAGGUCAGGCCUGAUUGUCAGUUAUUUGAUGCACUUGUAUUGUGUCAGGUCGCCUCGUGAUGUGGGCUUGGGCUGGUGUCCGGGCUGGCGUGUGGACGUGUGGCGCUAGUGUGACGCAAAUAUAAUAUUAUAUACCGCGGUUGCCGUACCGCAGACCACCAGUCAGUGCCGCAGUGCUGUACUGACUGGUUGCAAUAGUACGGCAGGUCGUUUAGUGACGAGGUGGCGCGUGCCCUGGCAGCGCCUGGCGGCGUGUGGGCGUGCGCGCCGUGUACGACAGCAGCAGGCUGAGCUGCUGGAAGCAGGGCAGUUGGAGUCCUGCCUGUAAAGGCGUAAGUAAUUUAAGCGGCGCAAGGAGCUUGCAGGCCGUGUGCGAGUAGGGGCGCUUUGUGGGCGUGCGUCCUUGUGAGGAAUGAGAGGUACCCCAUUCACGAAGAUGAACCCCAUGUCCGGAAUAGGUUGCGCUUGAGCGUGACCUGCUGUGAAAUGGACAUGGUAAUGUUGGAAGUCCCCGUUGCGUGCACAUAGCAGUAAACCUUGCAAUGCUGCUGGCCUGCUGUCAGUUGUCCUUUGUCCCGCAUCCUCAGACAGCAGGGGCACCCUUUGUUGGGCGGUUCCCUCAACGCUUGAUGAAGUGGGCUGUGGCACGGCGGUGGCAAUAACGCUGGCUGUCAGGGAUUGAACGGGUCGGGCUGCGCUUGAUUACCGUAGUUGGUUGUAAGCUUGUUUUGGAGAAUCCGAUCCGCCCCGUCGCAAGGACCCGCAUGGUUGCAACGCAGCUGCGGGGACACAGGGACGCGGGCCACCACGGUGUCAUGCCCAUGCAAAGCCGUGGAGCAUCCUGGGGCCUUCGCAUGUAAUACAAUUAUGGC